GUUUUCUCAAAGUAAUGAUAGCAUCGCCAGGGAUAAGAGGCCUCGUUGGUUACAGGUCGUUGAGCGAUUACCGGGCAGAAAAACGCGAGGUUCCCUCAGAAACAGAUAUUACGGCAGUCCGAUCCAUCUAUAAUGGAUCAAAAAUGAUGCUCGAUGUCGCAAAGCAUUGGAUGGACACUUGUUCCGCUACUCAUCCAAAAUGUGCGGUCCAACUUAAUACUGAAUUCAGAGCCCCAACUCGUCUAUUAGAUGUAGCCAAAUUUGAACACAAUCGAACCGCGCGCCUUGUGUUAUCAAAAGACCUGGAAGAAGAUCUUCGUUAUCUGACGUUGAGCUAUUGUUGGGGAGGCAAAAGUGCUCUAAUGCUUAAGAACUCAAACAUCGAGGAGUUAAGAGAGGGUAUAUCCUUAUCCAUGGUACCUUUAACCAUUGCACAAGCGAUUGAGGUCACACAUCGCCUCGGAUUCCGUUACCUGUGGGUCGACUCACUUUGCAUCAUUCAGGAUUCGCCGGAAGACUUCUCUAAAGAGUUACAAUUGAUGGGUGAAAUAUACAGACGUGCUUAUUUUACGAUUGCUGCUUCAUCAGCCACCGACUGCACGCAAGGACUUUUACAUCAGAAAAACUCUCUACAGUUUUUUCCGUGCAGAAUAUCAUGUGUCAAUUCUGUCGAGAUCUUCAUCCAAGAAUCCGCUUCCCUCCCCACUCCAGAGGAUGUACGAGCUAUGAUUAUCGAUGAAGGUCCUUUGAAUAGAAGAGCCUGGGUUGUACAAGAGCGACUGCUUUCUAUGAGGACUUUGCAUUUUGGGCUCAAUGGACUACUUUUCUGGGAAUGUGAUACUUGCGAAGCGUUCGACGGGAGACCUCAUGGAACUAUCAUACAGUCACGUACAUGGGACGCGGACCCUAAAUUCGCAGCUCGAACGCUACUCCAAACCCCACGGGAUUUGUACAAUGGCCUAUCAUCUGGAGAUAUUUCUUUGGCCGCCGCGGAGAGGUUAAGAGAUCCUGAGUACCAAGGAUUGGCUUCUUCUGCUGCCAUCACCGGCAUUGCUGCUCGAGACUUCUUCUUCUUCUGGCAUAUCCUGAUAAUGUACUACACUCGAUGCAACAUAACAAAGAUCACUGAUCGUCUUCCUGGAAUCACUGGUAUUAUGAUGGAAAUUCAAAAGGCAUCUGGAUUCGCAAUACAUGACGGCAUUUGGCAUUUUGACAGCCAUUCUUGUGCAUUGGAACUUCUUUGGGCCGUGACCUCUCACCACGGCAAACGCAUCGAGAAUAGAGCGCCAACAUGGUCCUGGGGAGCUGUAGAUACUAGUAUC
Hyaloscypha bicolor E is the source of this 1322-nucleotide messenger RNA. Its product is annotated as HET-domain-containing protein. The record is from RefSeq and is a predicted model, not a curated record. NCBI's taxonomy places the organism in Eukaryota, Fungi, Ascomycota, Leotiomycetes, Helotiales, Hyaloscyphaceae. The transcript is spliced from 2 exons. The annotation marks the transcript as partial.